This is a messenger RNA of Doryrhamphus excisus (bluestripe pipefish), 2542 nucleotides long. It is a transcript of the gene ldlrap1b, whose product is annotated as low density lipoprotein receptor adaptor protein 1b. The record is from RefSeq and is a predicted model, not a curated record. Gene Ontology annotation, cellular component: early endosome. NCBI's taxonomy places the organism in Eukaryota, Metazoa, Chordata, Actinopteri, Syngnathiformes, Syngnathidae.
GUAACACCGCCCAGGGGGCAGAGCAUGUUGAUCUGCCAUCUGUCCAACAACGGCUCGGAAGGAAGGUACAAAAACAGAUGACAAAAGUUAAAGAGGAGGAGCGCCGUUUCGACACACUGUGUGAGGCUUGACAGGGGUUUUGCCCCACUUGACACCGCGACAUGGACGCUUUGAAAUCCGCUGGAAGAGCCAUAAUACGAAGCCCCAGCAUCGCCAAACAGUCGUGGGGAGGCGGUAGACAUAAAAAGCUUCCUGAAAAUUGGACAGACACGAGGGAAACCCUUCUGGAGGGCAUGGUGUUCCAGCUCAAGUACCUGGGGGUCACAAUGGUUGAGCAACCCAAAGGAGAAGAGCUGUCUGCUGCUGCUGUCAAGAGAAUAGUGGCCACAGCCAAAGCCAGUGGAAAAAAACUCCAGAAAGUCUCGCUAACAGUAUCCCCUCGUGGAAUCAUCCUUUACGACAGUGCCUCCAACCAGCUGAUAGAAAACAUUUCCAUUUACAGAAUUUCUUAUUGCACAGCAGACAAAAUGCACGAUAAAGUAUUUGCCUACAUCGUCCAGAGCCAGCAUAACGAGACUCUUGAGUGUCAUGCCUUCCUCUGCACAAAGAGAAAAGUGGCGCAGGCAGUAACCCUAACAGUGGCCCAGGCUUUCAGAGUUGCGUUUGAAUUCUGGCAGGCUGCCAAGGAAGAGAAGGAGAAGCGAGUGAAAUCUGGUUCAGAUGGUGAAGGAGCCAACAGCUCCCAUUCAGACAGCUCAGCAAGCCUUGGCAGCCUGAAGGGAGGAGAUGUAGCUACAACAAAACUCCUGGAUUUGGCAGAAGGGGCUGACGUAGCUUUGGUCCACUCAGGAACAAUAGAAAAUGAAUCAAAUCCCUUCAUGGUGCAUAAUCGUGCAACUGAGAACAACAAUACCGUUUGGGAACUCGAGGACGGUCUGGAUGAGGCUUUCUCAAGCCGCAGUCUGGAUAGCUUUGAAUCCUGCUCAGACUCGCUGAGUCUCGCACUAACCCCCAGGUCCUGGACAUUGGGGUAAACCCUCAGGAUUUUACCACUGACGAGUGCCUGUCCCCAGGCAAAUGGGACCAAGAGGACACAGACUUUCCAGCACAAAAAGACUCUCUGGGGUUCUAAAUAAAGGCCUCCCCUCAGAUAGCCGACCGCCAAGGGGGAAAAAUAACAAGGAAUGCCGGCAGGUUCUCCGCCCGUACCCUGAAGAUCGGUGACGUCUUCUGAUUGGCUCAGACUGGCGUUUCUCAGGUGCUUCUGCAUCUACACAACCAGAGAAGGUUGACAUGAGCAGGCUUCGCACUCAACAAGCCAAAGCAAUAUAAACCACUUUACCACUUUAUCUGUACAAGAUCAUGCACCAAGUCACCAUUUGUUUGUUACAGUCAGUAUAUUGGUUUUGGUCUCUCAGCACCUCCUUAGCCAGUCACUGCAUGUGUUGUGCUUGUUACGUUUCAUUGUUUUACACCAUGUUGGAAUGGAAUAUGUGUAUUUGAUAGAACUUAUGGCAUGGCAACUAUAACUUUUACCACAAAAGGUCAUGAUCAACAAGGGUGCUGUCAUUAUUAAGGAUGGAGAUGUUUAGUCUGAUUGGAGAUGGAGACAGAUUGAUUUCACUGGUGAAUAUCACCAAAGCACCAAAACUCACCUGUAUUGGGCAAAACUAGUUACCUUUGUGCCCCAAGGCUCCUCCUGCCUGUCAUAGGGCAAUACAAGCUUUAAGGAAAAGUGUGUAUGUGUAGGUCAAAGUGUGUGUGCUUGAAAGACAAGACAAUCCUUUUUUUUUUUUUGGUCCCAAAUGCAAAAUCUAUUUUUGCACUGUGCAUGUAUCCAUGUUUAAAAGCACAUACAGUGUUGUCUAAGGGAAUUAAAUGUCAAAGUAAUUAUUUGUGUAAGACAUGUGUCUUCAUUAAUCUACAGUGGAUUAACCUUUUCUGCAUUAUAAAAAUAUGGUGCAUUUAGUGACUUAAUUUCAAAGUUAAGUCUAUAAAUAAAGUGUACCACAAAGACAUUUGUGCAAAAACAACAACAAAAUAAAAGUCAAAGCCACUUCAUUAAAAUACAACAUCCAAAGGGUAACCACUGUUUGGAUAAAGUGCUGCAUUGACUUUAGGAUAUUUUAAAACAUCCCCGUGUUUUUACACUUUGUUUCAUGUAUGAAAUUAAUUCAUAUUAAUUUUAUUUGCUUAUGUAUAUCUGUUCUUGUUGUAAACUACAUUUUAGAUCAAAUCGUGAAUUUUUUUUAACAUAUCUUAGAUUUGUAUUUUAUGCUGAAUGCUCAAUUUGUUUGACCAUGUCCAGAAAGUUUAACUUCAUGAGGUUUCUAUUGCUAUAUUAAGUUGUGUAUAUAUAUAUAUAUAUUUUUAUGUUUCUUCCAGCACAUCGUACAAAGAGGUCGCUUCCAAUGAAAUAUUUUGUAAUAUCCCGUGAGGAAGAGUAACAAAACAUUGUAAUAAUUAAAACAAACUUUGUAUUCAUAAAGUCACAGUGUAUUAUUCAGCAAUGGUUUAAAAAAAGGUCACAACAUGAAGUAAU